Fusarium vanettenii 77-13-4 is the source of this 1059-nucleotide messenger RNA. RefSeq lists its product as uncharacterized. The transcript has a single exon. The record is from RefSeq and is a predicted model, not a curated record. NCBI's taxonomy places the organism in Eukaryota, Fungi, Ascomycota, Sordariomycetes, Hypocreales, Nectriaceae. The annotation marks the transcript as partial.
GCUAUUCGAGGAGAGGCUGUCCCACAAGAUUUAUCCCACUAUGUGACGAUUCGCUGCUUGGUGAGCGGUAUUCGCCAACAUGAUGGAUUUGCCGAGGAGCUACGAGGCAAAACACAGCAUCCGUCAAUCUUACGGGCACUCAACGCUCGGGCUAUCAUGAGCAACCGUCUCCCAGAGCCAAACCCACCGACCCAAGAGCUCCCCUAUUGCUUCUGGUAUCCCGACAUACCAAGCGAGCAGACCCUACGAAGUUUGUUGAAAGCUUAUCCGAACCCGAUAAUGCCCUACUUGGUCGCUCGUGCGUGUGCGGCUGGCGGGUAUACGGAGCUGUACGAUGAACUCGAUGUGUUGCCUGAUGUUGCCGUUGCCGAGGAAGCCCGAGACAAUAAGGCCAGCGGCCAAGAAAUCUAUGACAGAAUUAUGAGUGCGCCGGCAAGGUACAGGGUUAUGGACGACUAUAACUGCACGGUUUCCCUUCAUCCGAAGCCUGGGGCUCUUCUCAACGGCGAUACUCGCGUGCGAUCAGCUCUAGACAAGAGGCAGCCAAUUAGCCGAGACCUCUACCCGCCUUAUUUUGACAUUGCCGAAGACUGGAGGUUGGGAGCUGAGGGUCCUCAUCCAGGGACGCGGCCGAUCCCGGACGAUGUGGUCUCCCUGUUGUGGAAUCCAUUGCCUCUCGAUCUUCCAACCGUGGACAAGGAUCUCUUGAUCCUCAUGGCGGCGUAUUCGGGCAACAUCGAUCGAUACGCUCGUCUGCGGCGGCCACAACUCAUCAACGGUGAAGCUCAGUGCAUCGUCCGUGGGAUUUAUCACAACACUUUCUUCGCCAAAUGGUGCUCCCAACAACCCGAUCUUGAGCGAUUCCGAAAGUUUGUCCACGCCCGCUUCAUCAUGAACGAUGACCUUACCUGGGUCGACGAUAUCGACACUUCUCUGCCUCAAAAGGACCUGCCGUAUACGAUCUGGUACCCAAGGCUGGCAAGCCCCGAGACCUACAUGGAGCUCGCCCAAAGAGUGCCCGUUUUGAAGCAAGCAGCUGCUCACGCAAUGAUCGUGGCC